Messenger RNA from Amoebophrya sp. A120, 1486 nucleotides. Lineage: Eukaryota; Dinophyceae; Syndiniales; Amoebophryaceae. The record is from the annotation of a GenBank genome assembly.
AUGGUAGCGGCCACCGCGGCGGGAAGCUCCCAGCCCAACCUCGGAGACGCCGUCGUGGCAGGCGCGCUGGAGCCGAUACUCGCGAAGCCGCCUUCGCUGACCGUGUCCGUGUUCGUCAGCAAAUUUCUCCCGAUUGAGGUGUACUACGACGAAGAAAACAAGGCGUACUCCAUCGGUCCGGGUAGCAUCAUGGAAGACGCGUCCUUCCGGUCCGAUCCGCAGUUUGUGACGCUGGAAGACCCAAAUGAGGGGGGCAAUUUUUCCUGUCGCAUCCUCCGUGUGGGGAGGCCGCUCGUGCGGGAGGUGACGACCACGGGGGAGCAGACCGGCCCGAUAACCAGCGCGAGUGGCCCAGGGACGACCAGCACCACGACGACGGGGAAGAAAGUUUCCGAGCACUUUCGGGCGUCCUUUUCCGACGAGGAGAAAAACACCUUGACCUCGUUCUUGAGCUUGUACGGCUACUUCCCCAUUUUCCUAGACGAGGAAGAGCCGGGGAAAGCGAAUAUGUCACCAAACAAUUUGGGAUCGCCAAGCGGUGCUACCAGCGCGGGGUUGCACAGCACGCCGACAAACUUCCCGGCCGCGGCGGGCGGAGCAGGCGCGAUGAGCGGGUCCUCGUCGCACUUGUCGAGCGUCGCUUUGAUGCAAAAUCUGGUUAACGCGUCAACAGGUGGUCAUCUGGGUCCGCCUCCCUACGUCGGACUUCAACAACCGCGGAACUACACGAUUGGCGGCAUGUCAACCGCUGAACACCCGUUGCAGCUCCCCGCGGCGUUAGAUGUUGUGCAGCAGCACCAGAGUAAGCAAACGACUACGAGCGUUCUGGACGACGUCACGCCCAGCGGACUAGGGGGUAGUCAGCACAGCCACCCCGCAGCAGUCAGCUUUCCGACGGGCGGGCCGACGACGGGGGGCAGCGGAGGACCCAGAACUGGAGGGACCACCGGCGCAGCUGACAGCAACACAGCCGCGCCGACGGUGGACCUGAAGAAUGACCGGGUGGAAAAGGUGUUGUUCUCGCUUUUUCACUACAUCCUGAGCCAAGACGACAUCCUGACACUGGAGCAACCCGAUUGGCAUGCGUACGAACGGGUGCAAUCCCUUUACGCGCAGCAAGUCCUCGCUCUAGUCGAGGAGCAUGACAUUCACUCUGUUUGGGUCCACGACUAUCCGCUGAUGAUGCUGCCGUUGCUUUUGAAACGCGUCAAGCCCGCGCUUUUUGUCGGCUUCUUCCUCCACUCGGUGUUUCCCUCGUCCGAAAUCUACCGCAUCUUCCCCUUCCGUCAGCAGUUGCUGCAGGGCGUGCUCGCGUCCAACAUCAUCGGCUUCUUCAACUUCCAGUACAUCCGCCACUUCCAGACCUGCUGCACCCGAAUCCUCGGCGUGCCCUGCAGUCGCAGUGUCGUCGAGGCCUGCCGAGACACCCUGGGAACAGAAACGAAGCUCGCCGCCAUCCCUCUCGGUGUAGAUCCGGAAAACUACG